Molecule: messenger RNA, 1046 nt
Organism: Scaptodrosophila lebanonensis
Lineage: Eukaryota; Metazoa; Arthropoda; Insecta; Diptera; Drosophilidae
Product: mitochondrial GTPase 1
Exons: 2
Coding region: 23-1000 (325 amino acids)
Cellular component (GO): mitochondrion
Molecular function (GO): GTP binding; GTPase activity
Source: RefSeq, a predicted model, not a curated record
CGGAAUCAAGGGGCAGGCAGACAUGGCCCAACUGAAUCCGUUUAGAAAGGCUUUCCACUUGCCGUCCAAACAACGAAUCAACUGGUUUCCUGGUCACAUGACCAAAGCUAGGGGACAGAUUCAGCAUAAACUGCGCAAUGUGGACUGUAUUGUUGAAGUACACGACGCCCGCAUACCAAUUUCAGGACGCAAUUCUCAAUUUUUUGACACAAUAACAGGGAACGGUGUCAAGCCGCACAUCCUGAUUCUCAAUAAAGUAGAUCUAUUGGGGGCCAAUCAACGUAAUGCAGUUGUAAGGCAGCUGCGCACACUACAGCCUGAACUUAAAAACAUACUCUUCUCCAACUGCAAGGAUCAACGCUACCCUGGUAUUUCGAAUAUUGUACCGCUAGCAACCAAGUUGGUGUCUGAAAGCAGCCGCUACAAUCGUGCGCAGAGUGCUGAUCAUAAUAUUAUGAUAAUUGGUGUACCUAAUGUAGGUAAGAGCUCAAUUAUUAAUGUGCUGCGAAAUGUGCACCUCAAGAAGCGAAGUGCCGCCCGAGUUGGUGCCGAAGCAGGAAUUACACGAGCUGUGGGAGAACGCAUUAAAAUACAGCAGAAUCCACCUGUUUAUAUGAUCGACACACCAGGAAUUCUACAGCCCUCCAUAAAAGAUGAUGAAAUGGGAAUGAAACUUGCCCUAGUUGGCUGCCUGCCCGAUCACAUAGUUGGUGAGGAACUUAUUGCCGAUUACCUUUUGUACUGGCUAAACAAACACAAACGGUAUGAGUACGUGGAGAAGCUUGAAUUGAGCAGCGGCCCAAACGAUAGCAUCAGCUCUGUGCUUGCAGAGUAUGCGCAUAAACAAGAAAUGUUUCAUCGUGUCAAGCAGUACAAUGGUCAAGUAGAAGUGAUGACAAAUUUAUUGGCAGCAGCACGAAAGUUCAUUAGUUUCUUCCGCACUGGUCAACUGGGUGACAUUAACUUGGACGAGUACAAUGGACACUUAAAUAUAAAUUAGAUUUUAAUUACAUAAAUGCUAGUGAUUAAAAAUUUAUUGUUUACAA